AUACCGGUACGCUAGCUAGCCGAACGAAUGUAAUAAUGGCUGCGGAUUGUCAGAAAACGAAAAUACUCCUUCACUGUGCGUAUGACUUGUGGAUAGAGCACAGGAAAGCAUACGCGAGUAAACUGGAUAAUGCAGCGAUGGAAAGUCAGAGUUUGAAUGAAAAGUUUGCCUUUCAUCUGCUUGAGCUUCAUACACUUUGCAAUUCGUGUUUCGGACCGCCAGGCGAGUCGGUCAGCAGCGGGCUCAGAUUGUGCCCGGCUGCGCCGGCUCCAUCAGCAGAGGUUGACUCUGAUAAUGAUAUUCUCGUAUCGGCGAUGAACAUUGACAGGGAGCUAGAGUCGCCAGGUUCUAAUCUGGAGCCAUCCAUAUCGUCCAAAUGCAGAUCAUCAAGCAUCAACCCUUAUUCUGCUUCCGCAUCAGUUAAACAUAGACUCGAAGCUCCAGUACACAGAGAGACACGUCCUGCAAUAAAGAGUAAAACACCAUCACCUGGAGGUACUAGUCCAGGAAAGAGGAUACGACUUGAUCAACCCUCUGAAAGUGAUGAUCUGUACCAGGUCCUCAACAUCAAGGAAGAAGAACAAGAGGACUGGGCAGAAGACGCUGGAAACAAUGAACAGCCAACAGACCUGGAAAGUACCACUUCGGAUCAGUACCUAGAUGGAAAUUCAAGCCUGGUGAGCCUCGAUGUGAAACUGCCUCCUGAAUCUCCAGAACAGAGCAGACUGGAGGAUGAUCCAUGCCAGCUCAAGUCAGCUCAAGGGAUCGGUGAAGCGAUAGACAAAGGAGAUACUGAACCUGUUCAUGAAACUCGGACACCAUACAAGCGUAUCUCUGAUGAUGACAGACGGCGCGUGGUUGAAGCCUUUGAGGGAAAUGAACAAGACUAUCUAGAAAUGGCAGAUAAUCUUGGAAUAAAGAGGUCUACGGCUCGUUCUAUUGUGCGCACUUAUCUGGAAACGGGUAGAGCUGUAAAGCUUCCGAGGGGCGGAGCCCGCAACUCCAAGAUGGAUGAAGAGGUAAGAAACUACCUGCGGGCUGCUGUUGAAUCCAACCCACGACUUACACUCUCCCAGAUGAAGGAUAAACUGCAGGAAGAUCUUCCUCAGAAGCCAGAUCUGUCGAUGUCGACGAUUGCCAGAGCUCUUGACGGGAUGCUUGUCUCUUUGACGCUAACAGAGGAUGCACAUUGUUCAAGGAACAGCCCAAGGGUUCUCCAACAACGAAGGGAGUACGCAGAGUGGUUCGUCCAACGUAGUGUUGUUGCUCACUGUGUGUUCAUUGAUGAGUAUGGUUAUAAUAUAUGGACACGUCGCACUCAAGGAAGGAACCUACAGGGUACUUCAGCUAGGAGGAUAGUACAUGGGCAAAGGGGUCAUAACUGUAAUGUAAUGCUUGCAGUUUCUGCAACUGUUGGUCUUGUGCACAGUGAGAUAGACUUUGGUACGGUCACCCAUGAGCGGUUUGAGCGCUUCCUUGGAGCCACAUCCACAGAGUGCAACAAGUUGUUUCCUGAGAAUGCCCAAAUUGUCUUCAUCUAUGACAGUGCCAAGCCUCAUCUGAGAGCUAACCUUCCAGUCAACGUCCAUGCUGUCAUGGAAGCAAAAAUCCUUCCACCCUUCUCACCAUUCUUAAAUAUAGCUGAAAUGGCGCAUUGUGCGUUCAAGGAUGCAGUGAUGACAUGUUUAGCGCAGCCUGCAUGGCAAUGUAGGAUUGAAGAUAAGAUGGGGGCUGAGCAAUCUGGAGUCAACCUUCAACAAUGGCGAUCUAACCUCCUGAAAGAGAUUGCAGAGCAGUGUAUCGACACCAUUACCCCUGCUAAAUGCACCCAGUGGUUUAACCACUCCAAGACAUAUCUGCCAAUGUGCCUAAAUAGUCAGGAAAUCACAGGCAAACUCUUAGAAUAAAGUGCAAUUUAGAGAAAAACUCCCUGAUUAAUAUGAAAAAAUGAGAUAUAUAAUAAGUCUAUGAAUGAGUUACCUAUUCUCUACAUUAUGCUCACACUCGCAGACUUAUACCCUCAAGCUUUUUUUUCAUCUUUAUUUGCAAAGUGGAUGAUGAUAAACAAGAUGAAAGAAUCUCACCCAACCAUUUAGUUUUAGGAUAAAAAUAGAAUUAGUCUACAUUUAACCUACAAAGGUAUUCAAUGAGAAAAUAUAAAGUGUAAGACAAGAAAUUUGAAAAGAAAAGAUUAAUUUUGAUUGAAAAUUUACAUUUAUUUAAUAAGUGAUUUAGGAUUAUAAGAAUAGUGAGUGGUGAAUACAUGCAUACCUCAACUGAAACUAAUGUUCAAAUAACAGAGAGCUGAAAACUAUUAGAAACAGUCAAAUGUUUGAACUGUGAGUUUAAAAGUUUUCUUUCAUCAAAUAUCUUAGUGCAAACCUGUUGCCUGCAUGUACAAUAAAGAGGAAUUGUUGAUCUAUAUCUGUGACAAAGGAAACAAUUUUGUGAAAUGAGUUGCCUAGUAAAUUAAGAAACAUGUCAUUGUUUUAUGUUAGAAUUAUAUUGAGUUAUUUUGUUUUGAAUCGUCUACAUGUCAUCAGUAAGGGGCAAUGUGACUCCACUGCUUAGCAUUGAUAUGAGCAUACAGAAAGUAUUCAAAAUCAAGGAAAAAGGUCAAUUUAAA
Molecule: messenger RNA, 2626 nt
Organism: Lytechinus variegatus (green sea urchin)
Lineage: Eukaryota; Metazoa; Echinodermata; Echinoidea; Temnopleuroida; Toxopneustidae
Exons: 4
Coding region: 36-1907 (623 amino acids)
Molecular function (GO): nucleic acid binding
Source: RefSeq, a predicted model, not a curated record